Molecule: messenger RNA, 849 nt
Organism: Aspergillus mulundensis
Lineage: Eukaryota; Fungi; Ascomycota; Eurotiomycetes; Eurotiales; Aspergillaceae
Product: mitochondrial 54S ribosomal protein uL1m
Exons: 3
Coding region: 1-849 (282 amino acids)
Source: RefSeq, a predicted model, not a curated record
AUGGCGGCGCCCCUGUUCUCCGGGUAUCAACAGGCCCGAGGAGCCGCAACCGCCAGGAACAAGCAGGCAGUGGAGCGGAAGAAGAGAGACAAGGCUGCUAGGUCACUUGCUAAGGGUAAAAAGGGUCCUCGCGAGUUCAAACAGAAGAGCCUGAAGGACAUGGAACAGUUCGCACUGUGCGAUGCUAUGAGAUACCUUCGCGCAUUCGAAGUCGGCCGCGAGCCAGCGGUAGCCAAAUACGAAGUUCACAUUCGACUGAAGACCCGGCGAGACGGCCCCGUGAUUCGUAACAUGAUCCGAUUCCCUCACUCUGUCCAGACUGAAUCUCGAAUCUGCGUGAUCUGUCCGCCUGGGUCAAGACAUGCGAAGGAGGCUCUCGCAGCGGGAGCGGUGCUAGUGGGGGAGGAUGAAGUAUUUGAGGCAGUGAAGAACGGGAGGAUUGAGUUUGACCGUUGCCUUGCCCACCCAGACAGUAUGGCCGCGCUUACCAAGGCUGGACUGGGUAGGAUUCUCGGUCCCAGGGGCUUGAUGCCCAGCGCGAAGAUGGGCACAGUUGUCGAAGAUGUGGCUGCUCGUGUCGGGAUGCUUCGCGGAGGUACGGUGUACAGAGAGCGUGAUGCUGUGGUCCGACUUCCCAUCGGCCAAUUGGGCUUCUCUCCAGAGCAACUACGAGACAACCUUCGUGUUACCAUUGAUCAAGUGAAGAAGGAUGCCAAUAACCUUCAAGACCGGAUCACGAAGGAGAUCUACGAAGUGGUGCUGAGCUCAACCCACGGUCCUGGUUUCAGUCUGAACGGAGAGUUCAAGUCCGAAGACACCGUGGACCCCGCCUUGUUGACUGGUGCUUAA